This is a messenger RNA of Darwinula stevensoni, 2348 nucleotides long. The record is from the annotation of a GenBank genome assembly. Lineage: Eukaryota; Metazoa; Arthropoda; Ostracoda; Podocopida; Darwinulidae.
GCAUGCGCUUUCCUUCACUACGUCGCAAAGGAGGCUAUCGAUUCGACCCUUCUCCGCGCCAUUGCAGAGCAUAAAUAGAGUGGUGCUCGUUCUCGCAGCAUCACGUGUUUGUGACACGCAGGAUUUUUUGGCACGUUUUUCUGCAAUUAUGAGACUCCUUUCCUGAUGCAGUGUAAAAAAACGCCAACUCGUGUUCUUUCUUGGCGCAGUGGUGCAAAAAGUGAAGGCUGCAUUUGUAUGGGAGUUCUCUCACCCCUUAUCGACCCGAAAAGUUGUUGCCAAGCAGUCAUACGUUGGGCUACGUCAUUGCGCGAUGAGAAAAAAAAAAUUUCUAGCUCUUGUGUGUAUAAAUGUCCGAUGUUAAGAUUAGAUGUUGUUUAUGAGGAUGGGAUUGCUGGAGAGGGAAGGCGUGGCCUGGAAGAUCCUCGAAAGUAGCCUGAGGGCUUGACUUUCAGGUCUUCUUCUGUAGUCUCCAGCCCAGGCCCCCCGCCAUACCACACUUGCCACUGGUCUCACCCUUAUUGCUCUCUCGUGCUUCUGCGUACGCUUCUGCACAGUCACUUAUACACGAAGUCUUCGUUGACAUGGCUCCAGAACCGGAUUUGGUUUGGGAUCACAAGAAGAAAUGCCGCAAUGCAUCGGUUCGAAUCGGCGAACGAGUGAAUUACGUGAACAGUCCCCAUGUCAUCGCAAUGCUCUUGAGAUCCAGUACUUUCUUCAAUCGGGAGCAGAAGUAUAUUUAUUGGUUUUCCCGUUUCACAGUUUUCAAUGUUGGAGAGUAUCGCCGUACUGUGACGAAUCGUGAGUACAAGAGCCAUGAUUUCUUCAGCAACGACGAUCCGGAAGCAGCAUCGUUCCGGGCCAGGUGUGCCUUGGACUGCUUGGAGGCCGCUUGCAAGUGGCUCGAACAGGGCGGCGAAGUUGCCGUCUUCGACGCCACUAAUACAACCCGAGAGAGGAGGAAGACCAUCCACGAAAUCGUGGUAGAGAAAAUGGGCUUCAAGCUCUUCUUUGUGGAGUCCAUCUGUGACGAUCCCCAAAUCAUCGACGCCAACAUCCGGGAGGUGAAAGUGAAUAGCCCUGAUUACAAGGAACACCAAAUGGGUAUUGAAGAGCGAACUCAGGACUUCCUGAAGAGGAUUGAGCAUUAUAGAGAAGUUUAUGAAACCCUUGAUGAGAAGGAAGAGAACCAUCUUUCAUUCAUGCAGAUCUUCAACACAGGUGAGAAAGUAUUAGUUCAUCGACACUCUGGCCACAUUCAGAGCCGGGUUGUGUACUAUCUGAUGAACAUUCAUGUCACUCCAAGGACCAUUUAUCUCACACGACACGGGGAGAGUGUGCACAACCUGAAGGGUCGUAUUGGUGGGGAUGCAGAUCUUUCACACAGAGGGCGCCAAUAUGCUCAGUCUCUUGCCAAAUUUGUUGAAAACCAGAACAUUCCAAAUUUGCGUGUCUGGACAUCAUGGAUGAAGCGAACCAUUCAGACAGGUCAACUGAUAGAUGCUCCACAGGAGCGCUGGAAGGCCCUCAAUGAGAUUGAUGCAGGGAUCUGCGAAGAGCUGACAUAUGAAGAGAUUCAAGAUAAGUUUCCAACAGAGUUUGCCUCUCGAGACGGUGACAAGUUUCACUACCGAUACCCCAAAGGAGAGUCAUAUGAAGACUUAGUGGGACGCCUUGAACCAGUGAUCAUGGAGUUGGAGCGUCAAGAGAAUGUGUUGGUGGUGUGUCAUCAGGCUGUCAUGCGUUGUCUUUUGGCAUACUUUAUGGAGAAGUCUCCUGAGGAGCUACCAUACAUGAAGGUCCCACUGCACGCUGUGAUCAAGCUCACUCCGGUGGCCUAUGGAUGUCGUCUGGAAUACAUUCACUUGAACGUUGAAGCAGUUGAUACUCACAGACCUAAGCCUACCGCCUUGAGAACCGGGACAGAGGAGGAUAAUCUCAACAUAAUCACAGUUGAUGUUGGCCUGGGAACAAACCCCAUUGAAGAGGGAGAGAGUGAUGAUGCUUUUGAGGCCCCUGAUGCUUGCAUCCCUGUCAAUUGACCCUGACUUCCAUUUUCAUCAUUUCCAUUUCAUCCAUUUUACCCUUUGAUUCAAGGCAUUCCAGCAGAGCUCUAUGCUCCUUCUGACUCAACCUUUGCCUUCCUGCUUGCUUUCUUAGCUUAAAAAAUACUGACCUGAUCUAUUUUAUCCUUUACCUGGGGAUGUGAUGGUGCAGUAUGUUGCAGAAGGCUUCCAUGUAUUUCUUUGCAUUGUUGAAGAUAUUCUUUACUCCUGCUUUUCAUCCAUUGACUGUGGGACCCAUGACUUGAAGGUCCAAGACAAUAAAAAUGUACAUCCAGCAGUUAC